UAAUACUAUUUUUAUUUUUUUUGUUUAUUUAUUUUUUGCACGGUGUUAGGUAGAGUUUCAGCCCGUUUGUCUUUACUAUCUGUCAUGCUGCUGUCUGGUGGCCAUGAAAUGUUGCAGAUAUUCAUCUGUUUGUACUCCCAUAAGACUUCCUGUCAUUCCCGUUUAUUCUUCAUUUUUAUUCUCUGGAUGAUUUCAAUAAUUCCCCUGUUUGUACUCCCAUCGAUAUGUUCUGUUGUUCCCGGUUCCUACUCCUGGGAACCUAAAAGUUACACUAAUAUCGGGGUAGGCAAGGUGUGCCGGGUCGGGUAUCUUGAUUUGUACUUAUUUUCUUUUCAGUUUCUCUCUUUUGAUGAGUUUCUAUGUGAAGCACAAUCCGACGUCUGGGCUGGGCCGCAGUGAGAGGCAUUUUCAGCCUGUUUGAAAAGUGUUUGCAGCAAUGUCCCGUUUGGUGGCUCUUACUUUGCCUUUCUCUACCUGCAUUUGUAUUGCUCUGGAACCAGUCAGCAGCUAUCUGUUACCCAUAGUUCAUUUAAGAUUGAUACACAGUUGAAAACUCUUCUCUUU
Aspergillus alliaceus is the source of this 564-nucleotide messenger RNA. RefSeq lists its product as uncharacterized. The transcript has a single exon. The record is from RefSeq and is a predicted model, not a curated record. Lineage: Eukaryota; Fungi; Ascomycota; Eurotiomycetes; Eurotiales; Aspergillaceae. The coding region runs from base 85 to 399 and encodes 104 amino acids.